CUAGACGAUGAUGUAAGCAAAUGUACGGGUAUUGUUGACGUAUUCAAUACUUGUCAUAUCGCGUGAUGUUCUAGAAACUUCUAAACCAGAUCAGAAGGGCGUCGUUAGCCAUUUUAAACAUAGUUAACAUUUGCGCUGGAUGCUUUUGUCUCAGAAAAUUUUUAACAGUUUAUUUGAAAAAAACUAUUAAAUUACUACUUAUACAAGAAAGUUAUCUGUUACUUCUUGUUCGUCUUUGAAGUAAAAGUCUAGGGAAAAGUUUAUCUCCUGAAGACAGGGACUAUGUGUUGACAACUGCUUUUCCGAGUUAUCAUCGACGUAAAUGUUCGCCUUAUCUAUGGGGUACUCUCUGAGCAGUUAUUGAAGUGAUCAUUUCUGUACGAAUGAAAAUCAACUACGAAGAAGUGUUUGCUUUAAAAAAGCUGGCAUGGAUUUGAUGAAGUGUAUAUAGGAGCUGCUAUGAAAUAAGUUUCAAGAGAUUAAAUUACGUAGUAGUUGUGCAUUUGUAUUACUGGAUUAAAGCUUAGCAGGAUCUUAAGCAAUUGAAGGCAUUUGUGUGGCCUAUGGAUUCCUAACGAGCAUCAAACAUUCUCUAAAUUAAGUGUUCAUUCACUGGAAAAUUUAGUGUUUAUUCACUGGUUGUAUAAAAACUUCUAACAAAAUAUGGAUCGAAGUAACAAAAAAAGAAUUGCACGUAUAGGGCAUAUUACUUCAAAAGACAAGAUUAAUCCAAUGAAUUGCCUUGUGGCUGAUAUUAUGAGAAAAAUGGAUGCUAGUGUGACGGAUUCAGAAUGCUUUAAAACUUUUGGUUCUUCAACUUACAGAACGGAAACAGAUCAAAGUAAUCUUCAAAUACCUUCUGCUAUCUCCACUCAUCCGAACAUAGCACCGCAGCAACAAAAGAAAUUCCUGCCUACCAAACGUCAUCCUCUCAUGGAAAAAGCUCAAAAAAGCAAAAACUAUAUAAAACAUAAUCGGAGUAUUCCUAAGCCAAGGGCUCAUCUUGGUGGGUUAGAGGAUCCAGUCCAAAGUAAAAGAAAAAUUGAUGUCAAAAGAAACUUCUCUUCCACCCAUUUGGAGGAAAAGAGGAAACCAAGUGAUAUAUCUACUAAAAGUCAGCACAGCAAAUCAAACAAUACUAACAUUGCCCAUUCCAAUAAAAGAGUUAGUGGUAUAAGCUCUAAAUCGCCAAUUCUAAGUUCAGAUUCUGAACUUGAGUCUUUCACUCAGGCUCAAAAGCUUGACACAGAUUCUGAAUUUGAGUCAUUCAUUCAGGCUCAAAAACUUGACACAGAUUCUGAAUCUGAAUUUGAGUCAUUCAUUCAGGCUCAAAAACUUGACACAGAGUGGGGUGAACAAAAUUCCACAAAAACUAAGAAGAAAAGCAAACUUACAAAUGAUGGUAGAAAACGCAAAAAAUUAAGUAAAAAGAAGUAUACUAAAAAUAAAAGAAUGAAGUCUGUAGAACUUGAAAAUGAAGAUAAUAAUUCACUUCCUUCCCCUAGUAUAUCUAGUAAAAUUACAACUACAAAUAGGCUGACGUUACCAGAAACAAGUGAUAGUUCAGUAUAUUCUGCUGAUGAAAGUAAAUCAACUAACAGCCUCUUCGAAGCAGAAAAGACUUCAUCUGUACCUUCUUUUGAAAAAGAGAAUAGAAUCGAGUCAUGUAGACAAAUCGAUACGGAUAGUUCUAUGUGCACUGUUCGAAUUGAAAGAAACCCACUUUUAGAUGAAGUGUUUGAAUUGCAUCCUCCAUUAAAAGACAUUAAAAAUUAUGAGUUCUCUUCACAGCCCGAAGAAAGUAAAAAAAUAGAUUUGACUGAAUGUACAGAAAAAACUGCAGUAGAAUCUGAUGAUGAUUGUUUGAUUGUGUGUGAAUUACCAAACUCUAAUAAUCAUUUUGAUAUUUGUGCUACUGAAGGAGUUAACACAGUAUCAGAUAUACAAAUUUUAAAUGUAAUUUCAAUGGGACAAAAUGAAAAAGCUAUCGAUAUGAAUGAGGAAAAUACAGAUUCAGCAACUCAGAGUACCUCUCUUGGUGAAAAUUCACGUGGAGAUAACUUGGAAAGUUCAAAGGGGGUUAUUGAUCAAGGGUCAAAUUUCUCUACUCUUACGGACGAAACUUUCAUUACUGAAUUGAAUGAUACAAAUUUUUCUGCAAAUAUAACUGAGGAUAGAUUCCAGGUCGUUACUGAUUGCAAUAGUAAUGAAAAAUCCUGUCCACCCGUGUCUUCAAACAUAUUGGAUGCUUUCAACAAAAUAGACUUAAAACAAGUUUUGUUGCUUGCAAGCAAUGCUGAUAACAAAAGUUCGUCUGAAAUAAAACUUUUUGACUCAUUACCUUGUUCAUCAUCAUGCACAGAUUUGCCAUCAAAGAAUCCUGAAAUUAUAACUGAAAGUCAUUGGCUGAAUUUAAAGAAAGCUGUUAACAUGAAUAACUGUUCCACCAAUGAACUAUUACCUGCCGUUGUAGAGCAAUUGAAAGAUGGCCGAGUGGAUUUCAAUCAUUUAAGAUCUGAAAACAUCACAAAAUGUAUAGAUAAUGUGAGGGCACCUUCAAAAGAACCUGCCAUUGUUUCAGACUGUAACAUAUCUGCAGCAUCUCUAAAGGAGAUCAUUACAGUUGCUGAGCAGCUUACAAGAGCACGUGGGAGAAACAUUCUUCCAGAUAAAGAUACUCGUGGGUUUCAAUUGAAAACAGACUCUUAUGAAGAUCCUUGUGAUGAACUAGAUGAUUUUGUGACAGCUAGCAUCCGAGAAUUCUGGCCGAAGGAAAGUCCCCAGAAUAGCUCAAAAUUACUUCAUAUCUACAGUCAAGUUUUACAAGAGUAUAAUAAAAUAAAAAAUUCUGAAAAAUCCAUAACAUACAGUUUGAAGAUAUUACAAGAAUCUAAAGAAGCAAAAAAGAAACACCUAGAAACUGUGUUAAAACAUCUAAUGAAAUGUGAUCCAUGCUUUUACACAACUGCUAAGAGCAGCCAGGACACUGUUGUUUACAAUGACGAGACGAGUUCGGUAAAAAAUACAGAAACUGAGGAUAUUUCAUCUUAUCAAAUAAAGAGCUGUGUCAAUUGUGGAUCAAAGGCAACUAUACUAUGUGAUAAUUGCAAAAAAGUUUACUUUUGUUCAACAGAAUGCGGGGUAUUCUAUUGGGAAAACGGACACUACAAAACAUGUGAAGGACUCAAAGAUUGAAGAUAAAGGAAAAUCCUUAAAGAAUUGCAUAUAAUUAUUUCAGGAAGUUAUUUGUUUGAUUUUGUGAUUAAAGUUUCUAUUAUCUUGUU
Molecule: messenger RNA, 3284 nt
Organism: Parasteatoda tepidariorum (common house spider)
Lineage: Eukaryota; Metazoa; Arthropoda; Arachnida; Araneae; Theridiidae
Source: RefSeq, a predicted model, not a curated record